This is a messenger RNA of Engraulis encrasicolus (European anchovy), 5065 nucleotides long. It is a transcript of the gene snx18a, whose product is annotated as sorting nexin 18a. Bases 711 to 2456 code for a protein of 581 amino acids. Lineage: Eukaryota; Metazoa; Chordata; Actinopteri; Clupeiformes; Engraulidae. The transcript has 2 exons. Gene Ontology annotation, biological process: cleavage furrow formation; mitotic cell cycle; protein transport. Gene Ontology annotation, molecular function: phosphatidylinositol binding; protein binding. The record is from RefSeq and is a predicted model, not a curated record. Gene Ontology annotation, cellular component: plasma membrane; cytoplasmic vesicle.
GAGCAUGAUUUUUUUUAGGUAAAGGGUCAUGAAAACAUGUAAAAUAUGACUACAGAGAUAGAGGUGGCAAUAUUGCAGCAUAUGCUUUGUGGAAAAGAGAAAUGAAAAAUAGACUGAAGCUGAGUGGCUUUUUAAUGAAUGGGAUACAUAACGUAAAAAUAGAGUAGGCUAUGGCAGAAUGACAUACAUAGGCUACAAAAACUGGAUGCAACAAUCAAAACAACACACCCACUCACCAAAGCGUUGCGUAUGAACAUUUUGAUUCGUGUAUUCUGGUGUGCAGCCUCUUGCCUUUGCUCCUCCCUCGAUUAUUGAGCCUGAAUACGUGCGGCGCUGUAGCUUGAGAGGGAGUUUCGUGCUGAACUGGGACAGGUGGUGUGCUGUGCAAGCUAGUCGUGGAAGAAACUCUGCUGAUGUAAACAAGGACGCAUUUGUGAUUUCAUUGCUUGAGAAAAUUAGGAGAUGGUCGGUGUCAGGAGGUAAGCUGAUCCUCUUGUGGAAAGUAGCAAAAUUGGCACUGUUAAUUCCGUGCUGUGUUUUUUUUCUGGCGCUACAAGUCAAAUAGUUGCACAGUUGCACCGCUACAUAGCAGUUCGGCGGGCUGAGUGUUCACGGGUGGACUGGCUAGCCUGCCAAGGGAGAGUUAGCUGGCUAGCUAGGUGGUUCGUGUUUGGAGCGCACGCUCUCCUUUUCCCUGCUUUCCCACAAGCAUGGCGCUGAAAGCAAGAGCUCUGUAUGACUUUAAUUCGGAAAAUCCUGGAGAAAUAUCAGUCCAGGAAAAUGAAAUAAUAACUCUGUACAGCGAGCAAGACAUUGAGGGAUGGUUAGAGGGAUCAAACAGCAAGGGAGACAGGGGACUCGUCCCAGCGUCCUAUGUCGAAAUUGUGAGAAACGACACGUCACACAACAACAACACAUCUGGAGAUGCAUACCAAGGCUCGCGCUAUGCCAACGUUCCCUCAGGUGGGUUUGACGCGUCCUACAAACCCAACAAUCAAGUCGAAAACUUCACUAAAGCGCCUGCUCCAGCUUUAUCAACUUUCUCUCCUCCAGCUCAACAGCAGCAUCAGCAGAGCUAUCCGACGAGUCCAGGUAGCGAUGACGACUGGGACGAUGACUGGGAUGAUAGCUCGACUGUGGCUGACGAGCCAGGUGCUGGUACUGGACGGUAUCAAGACUUUGAGGGCAACGGGCCCUCCACCUACCGUAUAUCCACCUCAUCCAUGCAACGGGGUGGAAAUGCACAACAUGCAAAGAGUGCAACCGUUAGCAGAAACCUGAACAGGUUCUCGACGUUUGUAAAAUCGGGAGGGGAGGCGUUUGUGCUGGGUGAAGCGGCUGGGUUUGUCAAAGACGGAGAUAAGAUUUGUGUGGUCAUGGGACAGUAUGGCCCGGAGUGGCAAGAGAACCCCUACCCCUUCGCCUGCACCAUUGAUGACCCCACCAAGCAAACCAAAUUCAAGGGCAUGAAGAGCUACAUUGCUUACAAACUGACACCAACUCACACGCAGAACCAGGUAAGCAGGAGAUACAAACAUUUCGACUGGCUGUACGCCCGGUUGGUGGAGAAGUUCCCCGUCAUCUCGGUGCCCCACAUCCCCGAGAAGCAGGCCACGGGCCGCUUCGAGGAAGACUUCAUCUCCAAGCGUCGGAAAGGACUCAUCUGGUGGAUGAACCACAUGACCACCCACCCGGUGCUGGCCCGCUGCGACGUCUUCCAGCACUUCCUCUCCUGCACCGACGAGAAGGCAUGGAAGCAAGGCAAGAGGAAAGCCGAGAAGGAUGAGAUGGUGGGAGCCAACUUCUUCCUCACCAUCAGCACCCCACCCGCUCCGCUUGACCUGCAAGAGGUGGAGAGCAAGACGGACGGCUUCAAGGCCUUUACCAAAAAGAUGGACGACAGCGUGCUGCACGUCAACGCAACACUCAACGAGUUUGCCCGAAAACAGAUAGCGGGUUUCAAGAAGGAGUACCAGAAAGUGGGACAGUCUUUCAAGUCACUUAGCCAGGCAUUUGAGCUGGACCAGCAGCCAUACUCCGUAGGGUUGAACCAAGCCAUCUCCUACACUGGGGAGGCCUACGAGGCCAUUGGGGACUACUUUGCAGAGCAGCCGAGGCAAGAUGUGGACCCAGUGAUGGAUUUGCUACAGCUCUACCAGGGGCACCUUGCCAACUACCCUGACAUCAUCCACGUCCAGAAAGGUGCCCUGACCAAGGUGAAGGACAGCCAGAAGCACGUGGAGGAGGGCAAGAUGGAGCUGGAGCAGGCCGACGGCGUGCGGGAGCGCUGCAACAUCAUCUCCUUCGCCACCAUGGCCGAGAUCCAGCACUUCCACCGCACGCGCGUGCGCGACUUUAAGGCCCAGAUGCAGCACUACCUGAGCGAGCAGAUCAGCUUCUUCCAGAAGGUCACCGGCAAGCUGGAGGACGCCCUGCGCAUGUACGACCAGGCCUAGUCGUGCACAGCUAGCUGCUGGACAUGUACCGUCAAGCUUUAGCUUCAUGGACGACCACUGGACCUGAGCAACCAGGAUCAGUGGGCAUGUACAAGUACAACCAGGCUUAAUAGACAACCAGUGCACAUGUACGGCGAAGCUUAAGUGGAUGACCACUGGACAUGUAUGAUCAGGGUUAUUGGAUGGACAAUACACAUGUAUGGUCAGGCUUCAUGGACAGUAGGUGGACACGUACAACCCGGCCAGGCGGACAGCCAAUGGGCCUGAGCAGGCUUAACUUAGUGAGCGGUCAAUGCAAAUGUACGAUCAGGCUUUUGUGGGUGACUACUAGACAUGUUCUGUAUGACCAGGCUUUGUGCCCUAACAAUGCCGUAUGAUCAGGCUCUGUGUGCAGCUAGUGGACAUGUAUCCAGGCUUUUUGUACGACUUGUUUAAACGAAGACAUGUAUGACCAGGCAUGGUGGAUGGCCAAUGACUGGCACGACUGCCUUUAUCCCCCCCACCCCCCCACACUGAAGUCAGCAACACACCUACAUGAUCUCAACAACACCUCCACUGAUCCAACACUCACUCUCUCACACACACACAAACGCGCCACAGUCCACGCACAAACUCACCACAGUCCUUUCCAUAAUCAGUCCUCUCUAAUCUGCACCGUGAUUGUGCAUCUAGCGCUGAAUGUCAACCACAACUGAUUUUCCCUGUUCGCUAAACCCUGGCCCAGCCAGCUAGGAAAAGGGGAGUAGGGGUGAGCGAGUGUCUUAGCCAGCCAACUCCUCAAAUUCCUCUGCAAUACAAAGGACGGAACCAGAAGCAAAAAAAAAAAAGAGAGGGGAAUACUUCCUUACUUUAAUUGCAGAACACGUUCCAAAACAAAGGUUCUGGAUGUAUUUUGCCACUAGCAUGAAGUACAAAAAGUAAACGCAUGAGCCAGCUGGGGCUCUUGUGUGUGUUUGAAAGGGUAAGACAUUGCCUAGCACAGUGACCUUUAACCUCCAGAGAGUGUGUGUGUGGGGGGGGGCGGAUUGCAUCAUUUCCUGUGUUGAGGAAGAGGAGGAUUGUGGAUCUUUGGCCAAAAGCAGCAACUGGCUGGACUGCGUGUGUGUGCACGCUUGUGUUUGUCUGUGUGUAUGGGAUGUGAGUGUAUGGGUAUGUGUGUAAAAUGAAGAAACAAAAGGCUGCUUUUGAAACUUCGCAGAGGGCAGAACAUAUAUGAUGGUGGGACACUACUAACAGUUCUGCAUUUGGGAGAGGCAGUUGGCGCUCGGUGACGCCAACUAAAAAACAAACAAAUACUACAGACAAAAGUACACAAAAGAUGGCUUGCACUUCUCAAGAAAACAAACUUUGGCCUUAUCACUCUGAAACGUAAACGUGAAAUAUAAAUAUGUCCUGCCGUUUAAGGAGAGGGAAAUCCUCCUUCAAGUCAAGCAAAACCAGAACCAAUGUUUACACGGUUGCAGAGCAGCUGCCAUCACUGUGUCCUCCCUUUUUUUUAGUAUUUUUAGUAUUUUUCUAAUUUAAGUAUAUAUGUAAAUAUUAUAUGAAUAUAUAAAUAUAUAUAUAUCUAGUCACAUAUUUGUUUUUACAAAGCUUAAUUUUACGGUGUCUUUUUAAAAAUCAAAAUAAAUGGAGGGGGAUGUUGUUGUCGUGGGGAAGGUCAGGAGAGAGAGGCGGGAGAGAUGAACUGAGCUGACUGGCAGAGUCCUUUUGUGGUGCUUGGGACAUUUCCCAGGAUACGUCAUUCCAGUUUAGAGCACACCAUUUUAGAAGGAGAGGGCGAGAGAGAGGGAGGGAAGCACAUGGUUGCAGAGAAAAAGGAGAGAAUGUCCUCUCCUUAUUGUGCCAACAUCUCCCAGGGGUCUUUUAUUUAGUCCAGCCUCAAUUAACUGAGACCGGCUGGUCCACAAAAGGGUUAAAUAAUAUUUGUUUGAAAGGUUCAAUUGGUUUCUGGAGCGUUGUUGGGCUUUCACUUUUUAAAUAAAUCACAGAGACCGUCAAAAGAGUUUGCUAGUGCCACGCCAGUGCUGCCAUACUGAAGGCGCUACAGUCUGAGCGUUAUUUCACAGAGGCCUGUGUGGUGGGUCUCUCUCACUCACUUUUUGUUUUGUUUCAUCCUUGUGUAUUUGAUUUUUCAUUUGUAUCGGACUUAAUAAAAGACCCUCAUUACAUUACAUUAUACUUAGUAUUUAGCGUCUGCCAAAUCUAAUGUAGGGUAAUGACGGCCUUUUAUUUAGUCCGACCUCACUUUACUGAGACCGGCUGGCCCACAAGAGGGUUAUAUAUUUUUGUUUAAAAGGUCCAAUGGUUUCAUGAGCGUUGGUCAACAAGAGGGUUAAGUAUUUUUUGUUCGAGAUGUGUCCAAUAGGUUCAUGAGAAGAGUCUGGUUGCCUUGCUACAUCACAUCUUCAUAGUUGGAUGCAGUACUACACAUAUCACAGAGACCGCUAAAGCGUUUGUUAGUGCCACUCUGUGCCAGAAUGUCUGAGCGUUAUUUCACCAGAGGCCUGUGUGGUGGGUCUCCUCACUCACGUUGUGUUGUUUCAUUCUGGUGUAUUUGAUUUAGAGAUAUUUUAAAGGUCAAUGUUAAUAAAGGCUUUUUACAGAAA